Molecule: messenger RNA, 1408 nt
Organism: Python bivittatus (Burmese python)
Lineage: Eukaryota; Metazoa; Chordata; Lepidosauria; Squamata; Pythonidae
Source: RefSeq, a predicted model, not a curated record
UUGCAGUGGCUCCCUCCGCAUCUCGAAGCUGCAGAGCUCCUCCCAAGUGCCCAUCUCGGGCGCCCCUGGGGCUCUUUGGAAACUCUUUCCCGCUGCCCGCCGCCACUGCUCCGGCUGCCCAAGGCCCAGCCUAAUCAGCCGCCAGUCCUAGGAGACCCAGGAGUUGGUACAUACGGGUCUGUCACACGGAAGGCAAGGAGAAGGGUAGUUAAAUAUGGCUCUUCUCUUCCUUUACUUUCCGCCCCCUCGCUCUCUCAUGUUACCUUGGAGCCACCACCAUCCCCAAGGGGGCUCGAGAGAGGUGCGCACGAGCCAGAGUCACCCAGGGAGCGGAGAGCGGACUCCGUGCGCGUACGUUUCGUAAAGACGCGCGCAGGCACACACUCACAUAUAUGCACGCACUUUGCCCAGCUUCUUGCUCGGAGUUUGCAAGCCCUGGCGUCUCCCCAGGGGCGGGAGAAGGGCGAGCAGCCGCAGCCUCCACGGGGGAAAAGCGCGCUGGAUGUUCCUGGGAACGAGAUGGGCCUGCGGAGACUGACACCGACCCAGGCGCACAGGCGGGUCUUCCCCGCGUGCCCUGAAGACAUACGCACCGCCGCAACCAUAUACGACAAUACCAUCAUAUUGUAUUAUGUUUCUACACCUUGAAUUAAGGAUUUCAAAAAACCUUAAAGAAGCCUCAUUCAGUUAGUGUCCUGUUCUAGCACCAACUGCAGAAAGCAGUGGAGCCAGGGAAGCAAAAAACCGAGACUACAAAAUAAAAUUGUCAAGCAAACUGAAGGAUGAAUCUUGCUGACAAAGCAGCACGGCAUCUACAAAAUUAUGUCCUAUGUUACUUACUUGAAGACUUCUUUUUAGAGACCAACAGCAGAAUGGAACUAAGUGAGCUGUAGCCUUUGUGGAGGUGGACGACUGAAACACAGUACAAUAAAAAGACUGACAACUCUCCUUGGAAUGAGCCUUCAUUAGUACCUUGGCAGUUUGCCCAUGUGUUUCCAAAAACUCACAUUUGGUGGGUUCACACUUUUUUCAGCAUGGCAAAGAGCUGAUGAUUGCAGAAACACGCCUGCCUCUCCAGCAUACAAGCAGGACUACAGGAUAGCAGAUGAACUUCACAGUUUCUCCAGUGAGGCAGAGAACUAUUUGACACGUUAAUCUAGUUAAAAUCCUUACACCAGAGCCUCCUUUCCUGCUAAACUAUUUUGUACUCAUAAUAUUUUGAACAAUAGUGUAAAAUCCCUUGUUUUGAGAUAACUAUUUAUUUUUAGAAGUGAACACUGUGAAUCCAGCAGGCUCCACCAAAGCCUAGGACAAGGUUUUGACAAUUAGACAACAAUAUUAGAAUUGUGUUAUGUGCCACAAAUUUCAAUUACAAAGCAUUACACUAGUGGCUUUCAAGGUGUAUAAA